AUGUCGAGCUCCUCCUUCGCGUCCUCCUCCUCCUCCUCCUCCUCGGCGCGCGCGUCGUCGACCUCGCGCGUCGCCGACGCGUCCGCGCUCCGCCGUCGCGCGUCGCCGGCGCGUCGUCGUCGCGGCGCGGCGACGACGCGAUGCAAGGUGGGCGUCCGCGGUCCGUCGUCCAAGACGUCGGACGACACGCAGACCGCGGCGGCGGUGACGUCUCGACGCGCGCUGCUCGCGGGGAAGGCGCUCUUCACCGUCGGCGAGGCGUUCGUGUUCCCGUGGGCGACCGAGGGCGCGACGCGACCGAAGUAUCUCGACGGCCCGGACCUCGCGCCGUUCUCCCCGGCGUGGCUUCAGUCCAUCCUUUACGUCCCCACCGACCCCGACGCCAAGGGGCGCGCGAAGGCGGCGCUGACGCGCGGGGAGGCGCUCGCGUCCGAGGGGAAGCACGCGGACGCGAUCGCGGCGUUCGAGAGCGUCUACGCGGUGGCGCCCACGGAGUACAAGAUGUGCCAGCGCGCGGGCCUCGACAUCGCGAAGUCGUACAAGGCCCAGAGCGUUAGACUCGGGGACGAGUUCGAUAAGAAGGCGAACGACGCGAAGGGCGUGGUGUGGUGGUGGGGCCGCGGCACGCGGUGGCCGGGGUGGUACAUCAUCGCGUACCUCAGCGCGAGGAACGUGUAUUUCACGGCGAGGGACGACGAGGUUGGCGCGUUCAGCGUCGCUGAGGCGUUGGGAUUUCUCGUGCCCAUCUGGUUUGGGUUGCUCUACGUCCUCGUGCAGUUUGGCAUCCCCGACUAUUAG
Messenger RNA from Micromonas pusilla CCMP1545, 798 nucleotides. RefSeq lists its product as uncharacterized. The coding region runs from base 1 to 798 and encodes 265 amino acids. Gene Ontology annotation, molecular function: protein binding. The record is from RefSeq and is a predicted model, not a curated record. The transcript has a single exon. NCBI's taxonomy places the organism in Eukaryota, Viridiplantae, Chlorophyta, Mamiellophyceae, Mamiellales, Mamiellaceae.